AUGGAGCAGCCCCAGCGCCCCGUGGGGACGACGGAGCGGGCCGGCCGGCCGGGGCCCAGGCGCGCGGGCCUCCCGCCCUGGGGGCUGCUGCCCCCGCUGCUGCUGGCCACCGCGGCGCUGGUGGCGCUGGGCGUCCUGUACGGCAGAGGGAAGCAGCUGCCUUCCUUUACUAGCUGGCUGUGCUUCUCACAGGAAGAGAAGACGGUCGUAAAACGAGACUCCGGAGCUGUCUCAGAGCCAGCGCGGACGGAUGAAGUCUGUACCACACCUGGCUGCGUGACCGCAGCCGCCAGGAUCCUGCAGAACAUGGACCCCACCAAGAAACCGUGCGAGGACUUCUACCAGUACGCCUGCGGGGGCUGGCUCCGGCGCCACGUGAUCCCCGAGACGCACUCGCGCUACAGCGUCUUCGACAUCCUCCGGGACGAGCUGGAGGUCAUCCUCAAAGGGGUGCUGGAGAACUCCACCACCAAGGACAGGCCGGCCGUGGAGAAGGCCAAAACGCUCUACCGCUCCUGCAUGAACGAGAGUGUGAUAGAGAAGCGCGACUCUCAGCCCCUGCUGAACAUCCUGGAGGUGGUGGGCGGCUGGCCGGUGGCCAUGGACAAGUGGAACGAGACCGUAGGCCCCAAGUGGGAGCUGGAGCGGCAGCUGGCCGUGAUGAACUCGCAGUUCAACCGGCGCGUGCUCAUCGACCUCUUCAUCUGGAACGACGACCAGAACUCCAGCCGGCACAUCAUCUACAUAGACCAGCCCACCUUGGGCAUGCCGUCCCGCGAGUACUACUUCAGCGAGGGCAGCAACCAGAAGGUGCGGGAAGCCUACCUUCAGUUCAUGAUGUCCGUGGCCACCAUGCUCCGGAAGGACAUGAACCUCCCCAGGGACAGCCAGCUGGUGCAGCAGGACAUGACGCAAGUGCUGGAGCUGGAGACGCACCUGGCCAAUGCCACGGCGCCCCAGGAGGAGAGGCAUGACGUCACAGCUCUGUACCACAGGAUGGACCUGGAGGAGCUGCAGUACAAGUUCAGCCUGAAGGGCUUCAACUGGACUCUCUUCAUACAAACGGUGCUGUCCUCGGUCAAAAUCGAGCUGCUGCCCAACGAGGAGGUGGUGGUGUACGGCAGCCCCUACCUGCAGAACCUCGAGGACAUCAUCGACAUCUUCUCAGCCCGGACCAUGCAGAACUACCUGGUCUGGCGCCUGGUGCUGGAUCGCAUCAGCAGCCUGAGCCAGCGAUUCAAAGACGCGCGCGUGAACUACCGGAAGGCGCUGUACGGCACCACAGUGGAGGAGGUGCGCUGGCGCGAGUGCGUGAGCUACGUCAACAGCAACAUGGAGAGCGCCGUGGGCUCCCUCUACGUCAAGGAGGCCUUCACGGGGAAGAGCAAGAGCCUGGUCAGAGAGCUCAUCAACAAGGUGCGGGCGGUGUUCGUGGAGACCCUGGACGAGCUGGGCUGGAUGGACGAGACGUCCAAGAAGAUGGCCCAGGAGAAGGCCCUGAACAUCCGAGAGCAGAUCGGCUACCCGGACUACAUCCUGGAGGACACCAACCGGCACCUGGACGACGAGUAUUCCAGCCUGGACUUCUCUGAGGACCUGUACUUUGAGAACUGCCUGCAGAACCUCAAGGCCGGUGCGCAGCGCAGCCUCCGGAAGCUGCGGGAAAAGGUGGACCAGAACCUCUGGAUCAUAGGAGCUGCCGUGGUCAACGCCUUCUACUCCCCAAACAGAAACCAGAUUGUGUUCCCAGCCGGCAUCCUCCAGCCGCCUUUCUUCAGCAAGGAGCAGCCGCAGGCCUUGAACUUUGGGGGCAUCGGGAUGGUGAUCGGGCACGAGAUCACGCACGGCUUCGACGACAACGGCCGGAAUUUCGACAAGAACGGCAACAUGCUGGACUGGUGGAGCAACUUCUCCGCCCAGCACUUCCGGGAGCAGUCGGAGUGCAUGAUCUACCAGUACGGAAACUUCUCCUGGGACCUGGCGGACCAGCAGAACGUCAAUGGCUUCAGCACCCUGGGGGAAAACAUCGCAGACAAUGGCGGUGUGCGGCAGGCGUACAAGGCUUACCUCAAGUGGAUGGCGGAAGGUGGGAAGGACCAGCUGCUACCAGGACUGGAACUGACAUACAACCAGCUUUUCUUCAUCAACUACGCUCAGGUGUGGUGCGGGUCCUACCGGCCCGAGUUCGCCGUCCAGUCCAUCAAGACCGACGUCCACAGUCCCCUGAAGUACAGGGUGCUGGGCUCGCUACAGAACCUGGCUGCCUUCGCGGAAGCGUUCCACUGCGCCCAGGACACCCCCAUGCACCCCAAGGAGCGAUGCCGCAUCUGGUAGCGCAGGUCCAGCCGCACCGUGCGGCCACGCCCACUCACCGCCGAGGCGCCCGCGCCCGGACGGGGCCCCCUCGCCGGGCGGCCACCGCACCCCCCACCCGCCCCCGGAGCCU
This is a messenger RNA of Perognathus longimembris pacificus (Pacific pocket mouse), 2446 nucleotides long. It is a transcript of the gene Mmel1, whose product is annotated as membrane metalloendopeptidase like 1. NCBI's taxonomy places the organism in Eukaryota, Metazoa, Chordata, Mammalia, Rodentia, Heteromyidae. The record is from RefSeq and is a predicted model, not a curated record. Gene Ontology annotation, cellular component: plasma membrane. Gene Ontology annotation, molecular function: metalloendopeptidase activity. Gene Ontology annotation, biological process: protein processing.